UAUCGCUUUCAUUUGAGCUAGGGUUCUUGCCUUCAAUAAACCUCGACGCAGAGCGAGCGAGCGGGCGAGAGAGAGAGAGAGAGAGAGAGAGAGAGUCCGUCUGUCUCUCAAACUCGGCGAUGGCGAAGAACAGGAACAAGAACAAACGAAAAGCUGACUUUUCAAUGGAUAUAUCCGAAGAGACUGUUACAGAUCUACCUCAAGCAAUGGACACGUCAGAGUCUGGAGCUCAGAAUCCAGCUUCUGGUGCCCCAAUUAAAAAGGUGAAGAAGGGGAGACCAAUGAAGAGAUCGAAAAAUGUCCGAAAGACCAAAUCCAUAGAAAAAGCCAUAUCUAAAAAUGAGAUGUACAUUGAGAAAAACUUGAAGCAUGAAAACAAAAAGUCAAGAACGCAAUCUGCCAAAACUCUGUAUGACUGAAGAAUUGAGGAUCCCAAUCUACUGGGCUAUUCAUUAUAGAAGUGGCUUAGAAUCAUCAAAUCCUUCCUGUGAUCUUUUCAUCAGUUUUGGUUAUUUUCGUUUACAACAGUGUAGUUAAUAUUACAUUAUUGUCUUAGCUUUAGAGUGGUUUUUUUGGGAGUGGUUACUGGUAGUAUGUUUUAGCUAGUUCAGCUUAUGAGAAUUUCAUUUUCAUUAUAGUCAAUAUGUCAAUGGUACGUGGUAUUGAAGAUUACGGUCUGUAUAGCUUGUCAUAACUACACUGCUAGGUAUUUUGUGUUAUGGAAUAAUACAAAUUGUUCCCUUUUUUUCACCCGAAAAUCGUUUGCAAUCCU
Messenger RNA from Juglans regia (Persian walnut), 772 nucleotides. RefSeq lists its product as uncharacterized. Bases 120 to 419 code for a protein of 99 amino acids. NCBI's taxonomy places the organism in Eukaryota, Viridiplantae, Streptophyta, Magnoliopsida, Fagales, Juglandaceae. The record is from RefSeq and is a predicted model, not a curated record. The transcript has 3 exons.